Pomacea canaliculata is the source of this 1069-nucleotide messenger RNA. RefSeq lists its product as uncharacterized. Lineage: Eukaryota; Metazoa; Mollusca; Gastropoda; Architaenioglossa; Ampullariidae. The transcript has 2 exons. The record is from RefSeq and is a predicted model, not a curated record. The coding region runs from base 201 to 665 and encodes 154 amino acids.
UUGUUUUGUACGGUGUGCAGGGGAAAGGUCAAGGCCUUCUCCCUCUGACCGUAGCCGUGUCUUACGUCACGCUCUGGCUACGAUACGUGACGUCGGCUUGAGUGCUGUGUGCUGCCGGUGGGAGCUCUGGGGGUGCACUGGUCAGGCCCCUCCCCUCCCUGUCCAAGGUUUUGGCGUGAAAAGCGUUCACGCGCCUUGGCAUGGGCUGGGUGUCGUGGGCGCUGACGAUUGGUCACAGCCCCUGGGCGACAGGAAGUGACCCCCAGAAAGCAGCGUCCCUCGUGGCAGUUCUGACCUGGGCUCGGUGGAGAGAGGAGCGUGUUGUGUUUGAAAAGGACGGCGGGAGACCGGGCCAUUUGGGCAGUGUGGGCUGCGCCGUGUUACCCAGGACGUUUGAACUUCCCUUGGAAAGUGUCCGCGGACUUCCACGGGAGAGUUUCUGCCAUUCCCGUUGUGGAGGGCAGCUGACCGUCGGGUACCAUCACAAGCCGUUUUGGGCUUUUAUCUGUUCUACUCGUUCUACAUGUUCGCCAUAUUUUGCAACGUCUUCGUAUGUCGCAUCUUCAUCGUAUUCGACAGACUCUAUGUGUUCUUCGUCGUUGACGUCUCAUCCGCCAUUGUGUCAACCAGCCACCCUGUACCCACGUCAUCUCAUCGGCGUGUGAACACGUGACCUCGCUGCGCGGGUGUGCGGCCAGCCUUAGGUGGAGCAGCCAGGGUUAGGACCGGCGAGCAGGGGUUCACGUGACCAACGGCCUACCCACCUCUCGUACCUGGACGCGAGGAGGGAGGGGGGCCAGCUGGAGUAGAAGAAGACUGGUGUUUCCGCUGAUUCUUUGAACACUUGAGCAGACAUUGACUGUGCUGUGUCGCAGUGCUCUUGGCAUUUUUUCUGCUGUAUUUGUGUUUUAUUUGUAACCUCUUGGCGGGGAGGUAGUCCCCUGUUGUUUUUGUAUUUAUUUGACGGGUGCUCGUGGGGGUAUUUUUUGAUCCGUUUUUUCUGUGUGUGUGUGUGGGUGUAUGUGUAUGCGUGUUUAUACUUGUCAGUAAACAGCGUGCUUGUAUCGUU